GGCAUCCAGCCAAGAGAUACACUCAACCGUUACAUCUGCAUGAAGGGAUCGCCUUUUCAAAGUAGGGCAGGUAUGGUUGAGAAGGGUUCUCCAUACGUUUAUUAUCUCUUCCCAUUUUAAAGUAAAUCUCCUUGCUGUUGCAGAUUGUCAUAUUCACCAGACUGGAAACCGUUCAUGAGCAAUGACGUCUUGCUCGACUGCAGCGAACUGGCAAUCAAAAAUCCUGAAGAAAGAGUACCAAAACUGGCUGGCUGUAAGCCACGCCCUUUCUCUUAUGUGUGAUGGGCUAAGGCCUUUCAUCGAGAGGGAGAUCAAAGCCUUUCAUCAAGUGUUAAUGGCAAACCUUACCUCUACACCCCCUUGCACCUGUAGAAACCCCCUAAAACACUCUUGUGCUUGGGCUACACAGCUUUUAAUGUACCAUAGUGGCGCCAAAGCGACUCUUACAAGUGGACAGAUCCAAACCUUGGUUACUGGGAGGUAGCCAAACUUUUCAUGUCCGAUUUGGGGAACAGCGCUGUUGAUGUGAUAGAUGCGAGUAGUACCGAUUGCACGGGAUUGACCAGUCUACUCUUCUGGUGUUCUCACUUUCCCGUACAACACCAUCUAGUUGAAGAGGUGCGAAAGACGCGAAAUACUAGAUGGGGACACGCUCCGAGACAGGAACUAACAGAUGGAGAAAAGGCAGAUGCCCUUACAGCAAUAAGAAAUCUCCUUCAAGAUCCGAACUUAAUUUCUGACAAUGGCGCCAAAGCGGCUCUCGCAGAGAUUGACGCAAUGGAGAAGGAUUUCGAUGCACGAAGUAUUGAAAGGAAAGUUCUGGCAGAUUUCCAAGAGACAGUGUGUGGUCAACUGGAUGACAUUGAAGGGGAAAUUAAGGCCUUCAGGAAAGACUGCAAAGGUGUAAGCAACAAGGUAGAGAAGAAACUGUUGAGCUUACAAACCCGACAGACGAAGGUCUUCAAACUUCUGAAAAGUAUUGAUGACAGAAUGGAGGACGCGGCAAAUCGAAACCUUUCAUAUGUAACACAAGUUUCAAACCUUGUCAGAUGGAUAUUUACAAGGGGAAAGCAGUUUGUCUUUGACAAUGUUCGCAGCAUGAAUAUAAAGUCCCUCACUCUGUGGUUGCUGUUAAUGGUACUCCUGAGUUGCUUUAGAUGUUUAAGUAAGAACUCUUACAACGAUGGGUGCCCGAUGGAAGAUGGUUUUGUUCCUUUUGACAGUAAGGAAUUCAAUUUCACAAGCUACUUGAGUAAUGCCCGAGAAAGAUUCACUGGACGGCUCUGGCUCUACAAUGAACUGGAAACGAAUUUGAUGAAACAGGAUACCGAUCGUGGGGUUCUAGUAAUUGGUGAGCCAGGCGCAGGGAAAUCUGCACUGACUGCCCAAUUGAUCUGUUCUCGCUCAUCUAAUCCUUUUAUUCACAAAAGAAUCAUUGGUUACCAUUUAUGUAAGCACGCAGACAAAGCAACUCAAGACCCUGGUCGAUUUGUUCGCAAUUUGGUCGACUUGAUGGCCAGAAGAGUUCCAGAAUAUGGAAUGUUGGUCUCUAACAGCUCAUUCAUCCUUUCAGUUCUAGAGAGAAGUUGUUUAAGAGAUCCGUUUGAAUGCUUUGAACAGGCUGUGAUGGCGCCACUUUUGCAGUUAAAAGGUGAACCUCAAAUCUAUUUCAUUGUCAUAGAUGCCUUAGACGAAUGCUCGUCAGAGAGUGGAGGGACUUCAGUGGUUCAGUUUAUCAUAGAAACGUCCAGUAAGCUGCCAAAAUGGAUCAGGCUUGUGAUGACUUCUCGCAAUGACUCAAAUGUAUUAAAACACUUCAGUCAUUUCCCCAAAGUGUAUUUGUCAUCCACAGAUGCACGAAACUUACAAGACAUCGAGGUAUUUAUCACCGCUAAACUAUUCGAAGAUGCGCCGAUUCUCGAAAGAUUGAAAGUUAUGUUAGGUUUUAGUAGCGGUGAAGAAAUUUCUUUCCUGACGAGCAGGUUAUUGAGCCAGAGCCAAGGAAAUUUUCUUUACGUAAAAGAAAUGUUCCAUUUUUGGAAAGACGAUAGGAAUAAUGAGGUAGACUUCGGACAUAUCCCAAAAACAAUUGGUGGGAUUUACGAGAGAUACUUGAAAAGGAUCUAUGGUUCCAGAGAGAAAUUCAAGCCCGCUCUAGCUAUUCUAGAGAUCAUGGUGGCUGCAUUUGAGCCGAUGCCGGUUGAUAAUUUGUAUCGAGUUUUAAGAACGCGGGAAAACAUCGACUAUGAAUAUGAAUUUGUUUACGCGCUUAAGGAUCUUUCACAUUUUAUCAGAUAUGGAGAAGACAACACCAUCACUAUAUUCCACCUUUCCUUUACGGAGUGGCUCACUAGCAAUGGAAACCUUGGAAACCCAUUCUAUGUAAGUCUGAAACGUGGUCACAGACGCUUAGCGGAAUACUAUUUAAGUGUUGUAAAAAAGACCCAGAACUCUGCUAUGGACAUCUACCGUUUAGCUCAACACGUUACUUUUGGAGAGGGUGAUGACAAUUUUCUGGAAGAGUUUGGCAAUAUCAAAGCUUCUUACAUAAAUACCUCUAUUGACGUCGAGAACAGGACCCUUCUUCAUCUUGCUGCAGCAAAUAGCAAUAAAAAAAUUCUUGAGCUACUUGUUCCAGCGUUUGAUAGCGUUGAUUGUGAGGACAACUAUGGCUUUACUCCUGGCUUUGUUGCAGCAAAGAGCGGUCUCAAAGAAAACGUUGAAUUUCUCGUCAGUAAGGGAGCUAAAAUUGAACACCGAACAAAGCCGCCACCUUCUUUCUACUCUCUACUGAAUAGCUCAGUAGUUUCAAUUGAUCCUAUUGAACGAGCCAAAACCACCCUUUGGAACUCCACUAUGAUGCACGCCGCUGCAUCAGGAGGUCAUGUUGCCGUAAUACGAGCUCUUCUGAAAAGGAACGCUUCGUUUCGAGAAGUAAAUGGUGUUAACUUGACAGCCAUCCAGCUUGCAGCACAAAAUGGACAUUUAGAUGUUGUUAAGCUUUUGUACUAUAGUGGGGCAAAUGUAGACCACCUUUGUCUUCAACAUGCAGCUCACGCUGGCCAUACAGAGGUUGUUAAAUUCCUCAUGAAGAUUGGUAUACUGGACACCUGCAUGCGAUGUGAUGGUAUAUUUUACUGGCUUGGAAACAAAGUCCGAUAUCAGGCAGGGCCUAGUUAUAACUUCAAAGACGCAGAUGCGUACAUUUUGGCAGACGAUAAUUACAGAAUCAAAUGCCAAAGUGCACUUCAUUUAGCAGUCACUGAAAAACAUACAGAGGUUGUUAAACUGCUACUUUCUGGGGAAGAUAAGACAAUCCAUUGUAAGGACUUCACAGGCCGAACUCCUCUUCAUGAAGCGAUAAGACAAAAUCAUGUGGAAAUAUCAGAGCUUCUUAUACGAAGUGGUGCUAGAGUUUCUCAAAAAUGCAUGCGCUUUCAAAAUUUAUCUUCUGUUUGCAACAGCUCGGAGAAGAAGUGUAUUCAGCAAAGAACAUUUUUGAGUAAAAGAGAGCUAGAAGAAUACCAAAAGGAUCUGUGCCAUUGUGGCACCACACCCUUUCUACUUGCAGCAAGAUACGGUCAUAUUGAGGUCGCUUCCCUGCUUUUGCGGUAUGGUGCAAAGUGUGACGAUAAGGAUUGCCAAGGGGCCACGGUUCUUCACAUUGCUGCAUGUCAUGGACAUUACGAUUUAAUUAGGUGGCUCAUCUCUCAACGUACUUCUCUUCAUCUUAACAUGAAAAGUAAAAACCUGUCUACACCACUUCAUAGUAGCGCCAUUUGUAAAAUCAACAGAAACAUUAAACCUCUGUUAGACAUGGGUGCAAAUAUCUAUGAAACUGAUGAGAACGGAAUGACGCCUCUGCAUUACACUGUCAUGAAUGCAUAUGAAACCGAUUCAAUUGUAUUAUUUCGUAGAGAGAUUGUGGACGGUUCGUUGUUUACCACAGUUCUGGGGUCAAAGGGUGAUGUUACAGUGACACAUGAUUCUGAUGUCAUUUACAGGACUUUGCCGUUAAACUUUCAGUGUUCAAAGCUUAUAGACAUUAUAGAAUCAUCAAAUAAUUCGUACAUAAAUGCGAUGGAUAUAAAUGGAAGAACAGCCUUGCAUCUCGCAGCAAAAAAUGGAGAGGAGUGUUGUGUCAUAAAGCUACUGGAAGGACGCGCAAGAGCAGAUUUGAAGGACCUUCAAGGGAAAACUCCUCUUGACUUUGCCUCAGAGUUUUCUACCAAAGCGCAUGAGUGCAGGUGUUGCAACAACAUGGUUGAUUUAGACAUGAUUCUGGCCGUAAACCAAAGAUAUCAUAAUUCAAUAGUUGACAUUCUCCUCUCAAGAGAGGUUGACUUCACCCAGACUUGUGACAAGGAAAAAACACAUUUAUUGCACCGCGCCCUUGAGAUGCAAAACCCAGUAAUUGUUUACCUUAUACUUUCGAAGGGCCUUAGUCUAAGCUGUAAAGAUGCACUAGGUCGAACACCACUGGUAACUUACCUUCAAAAUGGUGGAAAGUGGCUAGACGUAAUCUUAGAACGAUUUAAUGUACCCAUUCACAUCGAAUGUGGGAAGCCAUUCAACAUGUCCGAAUUCCACUUGCUGGCAUUUAGAAAGCCAACAGUCCCGUCAGACAACCUUCUGGAGUACCAUACCUGUGAUAACUUUUAUUGUUUUACAGAAAAUGGGCCCGUUAUGAAAGCGAUAAAGGUCCAUCCCUUGGGAUUCCGUGUCAUAGACGAGUGUCGUGAUGCAGAGGGAUACACGGCGUUACAUAGAGCUGCUCAAGGUGGCAAUCUGCUUGUACUAAAGACAUUUCUCUCUUUAGGUGCUGAUCCUACCGUUUUGACUUCUCAGGGUCAUAGUGCUUUGGAACUUUCCAUUAUGUGUGCUGGGAUAACCCCGUUCUCAUUUCAACAAAAUAGAAAAAUUGCCGAGAAAUCGGCUGAUCUUUUGUUUCAAGCUUUGAAACGUUUGGCACACUUUGAUGUUGGAUGCAACAGAACCCAUGCAAAGCUUACGAUCUAUCACUUGUCCGCUUAUAGAGGUCUAACUGGCUUUGUGAGAAUGCUUUUAAGUGAUACUGGUCUCAAGGGAAUUGACCCAAACUGCUCUAAUCUACAUGGUAUAACACCUCUGUACCUGGCCAAACUCAAUAUUGGGACAGUGAACACUUCCGAAGGUGAAAGAGAUUACUGGCAGGAAAUUACUGAUUUGAUUGAGAGCAAUGGGGGUGUUCUCUCCUAUCCUAAUCGUGAGGUUGAGCUUCACGCAAUAUAUCAACAUCUCUACGGUAGUCACCUUGAACCGUUUACACUUGGUGUAUUUGAAGCCGACGGUAAACAAUUCUACAAAAACGAGCUAAGUACAUGCACGGAACAUGAUUUAAGAUAUUACAGUGCUGGUACAAAGAUAAAUCCUUACGCUGAAGAGAUCGAUGUAACCCUGAGGCAAAUAAUGAAGUCUCUCCGUAAUGGAAUACUUCUUCCUGAGCAAAGAACGAUAACACAAGCCUUAAAAAUUCUCCUUGAGAGACAGCAAGCCUUACAAGAUCUGUCUGUCCUGUUUCAUGACCUUGCAAGUGGGUUUGAAGAAAUUAAUCUAAACGAGGACAGCAUUGGGGUGAAGGCUAUCACGGACAAAACAAGCUCUCUAGCCGUUCAGUACCCAAGCUUUGUUCCAACUAACACAAUGCAGUCUUUGUUCAUCCUAAAAGACAAGACACGUCGCAGCGAAGAGCGUCUUCGUAAGCUUCAUUUCGAACACAAGUCUGUAAAAGCGAUCAAUCGCCACGAACUAAUGUAUCUUAACAAGUUUUGGUAUGAAUACAAGAAUCUCUUGGGAUAUAGUAAGGAGUUCUUCAAUCUUCUCGAAAAGUACGAAAGAAGUGAAGUAUGCGAGGACGAACUUUUUCAAGCCACACUAUUGAAAUUAGCGUUUCAAACUUAUGUUUCAAAAUCUAGAGUAAAUAAUCCGAUAAGUUUGACGCGAGAUAGACUUGAAAACGCAGAGUUUUUUUCCAGCCGGAUCCCAAAGGAGUGGAUAGUUACGCAAAAGGGAGGCUGGAAUCGAGCUGUUAAGUUUCUUUAUCAGCGGGCAACCAAGAGAGAUUUAGCUUUCGACUAUCUUAAAGAUUUAAGUUUGGGAUCUGAUACGGACACGCGGAUUCCACUGAGUGCAGAUUCCCUAUUUUGGCUCCAUUUUUAG
Pocillopora damicornis (cauliflower coral) is the source of this 6198-nucleotide messenger RNA. RefSeq lists its product as uncharacterized. The record is from RefSeq and is a predicted model, not a curated record. NCBI's taxonomy places the organism in Eukaryota, Metazoa, Cnidaria, Anthozoa, Scleractinia, Pocilloporidae. Gene Ontology annotation, molecular function: protein binding.